CGACCCUCGCCAUGGCCACCGAAGCAGAGCCCAGGCCCGAAGGCCAGCCGCACACCGACGCACACCCAGACACCCCCGCCGACAGCGCACAGAAGCCGCCGGUAAAGCGAUCAUGGAGGAGAAAGUAUCGCAAGAUGCGCGCCAAAUUCGAAGAGACGAUGGCCGCCAGCAAUCAAUUGAUCAUGGACGAAUGGAAAACCCAAGCCCUGGCGCGGCGGCUGCAGGAGCAGAACGACCAAAUUCUUGAUCUCCUUCUAGACAUGAAUGACACGAAGCGAUUACCUGCGAAUCUCCGCGUCGACCUCCGCGAGCUUUCCGAGGCCGAUGCUGCACUUCCCUCGCUCGAAGCCGACCCCGACCCGGACGCGAUACAGCGGAGACUGCACGAGCUUAGGACUGACCUAUCGAACGAGCUUAUCACGCCAGAGGAAUACGCGCACAGAGCGGAUCAGUUGCACAACUCACACAUACAGACGAUCCGCACGCUCGCCAGUCUCGAGGCGCAAGUCCCCCACACAACGGAACCACCAGAACCGCCGAUAGAAGGCAUAGACUUGACCGACCAGGCGCCAGGGCACAUGUCGCCUGCACAUGAGGAGGAGUAUCUCCUAGCCAUGGACGUAGCGCUCGCCGACCCCAACGUCUAUAACCCCAACAACCACGACGGCCGGCCUCUUCGUGUAGUACCCACCCAGCCUGUCCCCACCGAGAAAGAUCUCACAGUGCGGAACCCCGACAGCGUCUACAACUGGCUCCGAAAGAACCAGCCGCAAGUCUUUCUGCAGGACAAAGACCCCCAGCAUCCCGAGAACCUGUCCGAGAAAUCAGCAGCACGACCAGGCAACACAGGCGGUCGCGCAGGCAAGCGCCAGUCCGCCGUCUCAGGCACGCCUGGCCCUCGAACAGAUCACGAUGAUGACGACUUCAUAGCUGAGUCCGGCACGGGCAAAGGAAGGAGAGGCAAAGGCGGCGACGAGGAUGCGGCAUACAGACCGAAGGGCGGAACCAGCCGCCCAGGGAAGCGGAAGAGAGAUGGAGAAGAUACCGGAGCAAAAGGUGGCAGAAAGAAGAACAGGGCAAGUGGAGGCACCGGGAACUGAUGAUGCUAAUGCGCGUGCAUAGGCGUGCCUUCUUCAGCGACCUUUGCAUCAGCUGCCUCGCCCGUAGUCUCUGGCCAACGACUCCUUCGCGCACUCGACCGUUCCCAUGUCACGAGCGCCUCGGCCGAAGCUUUGUAUGAGUAUGUUAGACAUGUAUGGAGUUAGCUCGCGCGUGACGCCCGGGUGGACAUUGUUAUCUUAUGGGACGGCGUUCGGUGGGACAUGGGUUAGAUACCCUCUAGGAUACUGAUGCUUUUCGCGGUUCAUCCACUGUAGCCGUCAUCGGGGCUCUUUCGAUAUCAUUGCUUGCUCGAUAUCACGUUGACACCUGGGUUCUUGUUCCUACACCCACUAUCUGAUACAACAGGAUCCGAAACGCAACUAAGCCGCGGCGACGCGCUCGACGGUUAGCGAUAUAGGCCUGUUCAUCCCUUUGGGAAGAGACUUUUCGAGUAUCCCAGCUCCAGAUAUGAUACAAAA
Trematosphaeria pertusa is the source of this 1580-nucleotide messenger RNA. RefSeq lists its product as uncharacterized. Gene Ontology annotation, cellular component: Ino80 complex; nucleus. The transcript is spliced from 3 exons. Gene Ontology annotation, biological process: chromatin remodeling. Bases 12 to 1100 code for a protein of 362 amino acids. The record is from RefSeq and is a predicted model, not a curated record. NCBI's taxonomy places the organism in Eukaryota, Fungi, Ascomycota, Dothideomycetes, Pleosporales, Trematosphaeriaceae.